Molecule: messenger RNA, 6077 nt
Organism: Haliotis rufescens (red abalone)
Lineage: Eukaryota; Metazoa; Mollusca; Gastropoda; Lepetellida; Haliotidae
Product: ubiquitin carboxyl-terminal hydrolase 45-like
Exons: 20
Coding region: 108-3365 (1085 amino acids)
Biological process (GO): protein deubiquitination
Molecular function (GO): zinc ion binding; cysteine-type deubiquitinase activity
Source: RefSeq, a predicted model, not a curated record
ACAACUUCCGGUUUCGCCAUCUUCCACGAUGUGUGAAUGUGCUGACACAUUCAGCCACGAUUCUUAUAUACUUUAAUAUAUUCUGAAGUUUCACCAGACCAGUAUCAAUGAGAGUUGUAGAGACCGACACAACACCAACCUACAAAAUGGGUAAAAACAGAAAGCAUCGACUCAGAAAGAAGAAUGAGGGCGGAGGAUCUGACUCCAGUGAAGAGGGUGCGGCAGGAGGGGCAACCUGCACACACAUCAACAAGGCCGUCAACUUGACCGUUGUGAGGAAGGCCGUGUCUAAACCCACUGCCGCCUUCGGGGAAUGUGGGGCCUGCACCAAGGACAAGGGGCCCGCCAAGGAGACAACAACUGCAGAUGGACCUGAGGCACUGGAGACCGAGACGGAGACGACCAUCUGGGUGUGUCUCCAGUGUUUUAAUCAGGGCUGUGAUCGGAAUUCGAAGGAGAAACAUGCUCUUGCCCACUAUGAAACCCCUCACUCAGGAACACAUUGUGUUGUGGUCAACCUCACAUCAUGGGCAGUUUGGUGUUACGCGUGUGAUGAGGAAAUCAUCCUGGAGACAAGCAAGAGGAUACAGGAGUGUGUGGACAUGCUGCGGAAGAUGGCAGGCCUCCCGCGUGUCGACCAGACAGCCACAGGGCGACGAGGGAGGGCCGACUCCACAGUUGAUUUAGCUGCAGUGAAGGACAACGGCCGACCUACCACGCCCAAGGCCACAGUAGCUACAUCAUCCUGUCAGAAGGUCAAGGGCCUGAGCAACUUAGGAAACACCUGUUUCUUCAAUGCUGUGAUGCAGAAUCUGAGUCAGACCCACAGCCUGGAGUCAAUCCUGUGUGAUCGGACAAAGAAAGGGCGUGGUUUCCUGCUUCCUGGGCGGAUUGCUAACUCUGACUCCGACACCGGGGGUUCCAGCGAUGAUGACAGCGAGGACGACUCGCUAAAGGAAAUUUCUCCUAUUGAGAUUGUGCCCCCUGAUGCCGGGCCGCUGACCCAGGCUAUGAUGACCUUCCUGCAGGACAUGAACCACACCGCGCCACGCAACAUGACCGUCAACCCCAGCGGCCUGUUCGGACAAGUCUGUAAAAAAGCCCCGCGGUUCAAGGGAUUCCAGCAGCAAGACAGUCACGAGCUCCUGCGCUACCUUCUUGACGUCAUCCGCACCGAGGAGGUCAAGCGCGGCCAGAUGGGGAUUCUGAAGUACUUCAAGCUGCAGGAGUCCACCAACCCAAAGAAGGUUGAUGAUGACACCAAGGUCAAGGUCAAAGAGUAUGGUCGGCAAGUGAAACACACGUUCCUGGACUCGGUGUUUGGCGGGCAGCUGGUCAGCACCGUCAUGUGUGAGGAGUGCAAACACGUGUCCCAAAUAUUUGAGCCUUUCUUGGACCUGUCCCUUCCUGUCACAGAGGAGAAGCCUCAGCGUCCGAACCUGAUCCUUGGGGGUCGGAAGAAGGAGAGCAUGGACACGGAGGAGGUGAAGGGGGUGGAGGGGGGCGUUACAGACAAGCCCACAAAGCAUGUGGAGAAGAAGAAGAACAAGAAGCAGGCAAGGAAAGAGGCCAAGGCUAAGCGUCGUGGCGCCAAACUAGCUAAGCAGAAGAGCUGGACUUCUGCUGACGACCUUGGUGGGAAGGAUGAGGUCGGUGGUGAGGAGAGGAAGAUGUCGGUGUCGGUGGAGAAGGUGCGGGAAGAUGAUGGUGACGACUCGCAGGGGAGCGGACGUGAUGACCAGUCAGAUGCUGACAUUGAGGACAACCUGGAGAGUGACACGUCCCGACUGAUGCACGCCCAGCAGGAGGGGGGGAGAGAUGUAGGGUUGACUGAGGACACUGUAGACAGUGAUGGAGCGCAGAGGGAAACCGUGUCAGGUAGAAGGACGGAUACACAGACUCCUGGUCAGCCUGUAAGUGUGGACACUGAUGUACGACUGGGACAUAUAGCAGCGGAAGAAAUCUCCCCCGAUCUCCACGUGUCUGGCGGAGUGUGUACUGGGAACGGGGACAUCAAGUCCCACAGUCAGGGGAUGGCUAGCAGUGUUGGGGAAUGUGGAACAUCUAUAGCAGCAGUCAAAACAGAUGUGUCUAGUUUAGGUAAUGACUUGAGUGGCUUGACUUUUGCCGAUCAGUCCGAGACUGAAGAAUGUGAUGCCAAAGAUAUGUGUGUUGAUGUGAACUCUGCUGGCCGUGUUGGACCGUCUCCGCAGUGCAAGGAGGUGGGUCAGUACUGUGCCAGAUGUCAGCACAACAGGGGAGCAGUGGAGCAAGCAAGCCAAAACACUGAUAUUCUACUGAAUGGUAAUACUGUGAUAACUAUGAAUGGGGAAGUUGAGAAGUCUGUGAUAAACGGUGUUGGUGCGGAGUCUGAGGGGGUCAAAGCACCCGAGACGGAAGGCAGCGGUGCGGCAGCGUUCAGUGCACUGGAUGACACUGGCCAAGUCAGCCCGGAGGAGUGUGAUAGUCAGCUGACUCUGAAGGGCGAGAGUGAGGACACGUUGUACUGUCAGUCCCCGCGGGACCUGACAGAGUGUACGUCAAUGCCCUCCACAGAAGAAAUCCUGACCAACGGGCUGACCAGUGACCGCCUGUCACCGAACCAGGCCAAGCACAAGGUGGAGCUGAGGAAGCAGGCCCAGUACAAGUCCAUGAAUUCCCUUGCUCCUCGCUACCACCCGGCUCCCAAAGAGUGCUCUAUCAUGUCCUGUCUCCAUCAGUUCACCUCCGCCGAGCUGCUCACUGGCUCCAACAAGUUUGGCUGUAAGCAAUGCACCAAGACAAAACGCAACAAGACCAUAUCUCAGCAGAAAGCAGAUAAGAAGACGUCGGAGACAGUUUACUCCAACGCCAGCAAGCAGUAUCACAUCUUCCUGCCGCCGUCAGUGCUCACGCUGCAUCUCAAGCGCUUCGAGCAGGUGGGUUUCACAUCACGGAAAGUAAACCGCCAUGUGGACUUCCCGUUUGUGUUUGACCUGGCCCCCUACUGCAGCGCCCUCUGUCAGGGCAUCCGGCCAGGUCAGAAGAAGAUCCUGUAUGCCCUGUACGGAGUGGUAGAACACAGCGGCCGCUUGUCCGGCGGUCACUACACCGCCUACGUCAAAGUCCGACCAUCGUUAGCAGCACUGACCAACUAUCUGAACUCUCAGGUCCCAACCCCUAAGGACUACGUGCACCAGUACGCUCACCGCAUGCUGAACGGGCCGCGGUCACCCACGGAGGAGGACCUGAGUGAUGAGACGCUGGAGAGUCUGGUGCCCCCGGGCAAGUGGUACCACGUGAGUGACAGUCGGGUCAGCGAGGUGCAGGAGGCCACAGUGCAGAGGGCACAGGCUUAUCUACUCUUCUAUGAGAGAAUAUACUGAAAUACCCAGGGAAGGCACAGACUUUUCUACUCUUCUAGAAGAGAAUAUACUGGAAUGCCCUGGGAGCUAGUUGAAAGGUACAGACUUUUCUACACUUCUAUGAAUGAAUAUACAGAAAUACCCAGGGAGCUAGUGGAAAGGUACAGACUUUUCUAGUCUUCUACUAGAGAAUAUACUGAAAUACCCAGGGAGCUAGUGGGAAGGUAAAGACUUUUCUAGUCUUCUACUAGAGAAUAUACUGAAAUACCAAGGAAGACAGGCAGAGAGCUGAAGAAUCUCUUGUGAAUGUGAUGUGUUGUCAGGAGAUGCUGAAGUAGGAUUCAGACCAAAAUUUUAUUUUAGUAACUCUUUAUGAUUGGAUAUUUCCUUAGUUCUUUUUUAAUUCCAAAGUUUAGUAAAUUGCUAAUUAGAUUUUGAUGGAAUUUCAUAGAGAAUGAACUAUUUGAUGUGUGGCUAGGAGGAUGACUUUGAGGACUGUGGUUGACUUAGGGAAGAAUUGAUAUAUUAUUCCUAUUUCAUUCUUUCUUUAAAGUACAUUCCAUACUUAAGCAUGUACAACAAACCUAAUGCCAAGUGUCUUUCUUUACAUGAUUCUUUUGCCAAGUGAAAGAAGCCCCCUGAAAGGCACUGAGCUUGACCAGGUCACGAGUACUACAAGUAACACAAGCCAAGUAACAUGUUCUUAUUUCUAGUGUUUCUGACCAUGGUGGCUAGCUACAAGAUACAUUCUUUGUGUCAAUGUCACAUGGAACAAGGGUCUUACAAACAUAUGGUAACCAGUGUUCCUGUAUGUAAGGUCUCUUGGAACCAGUGCCUCUGUCACCUGGAACCAGUGUCCCUGUCACCUGGAACCAGUGUCCCUGUCACCUGGAACCAGUGUCCCUGUCACCUGGAACCAGUGUCCCUGUCACCUGGAACCAGUGUCCCAGUCUCCUGGAACCAGUGUCCCUGUCACCUGGAACCAGUGUCCCUGUCACCCGGAACCAGAGUCCCUGUCAAGCAGAACAAGUUUUGCUGUCACUCAGAACCAGUGUAGCACAGAACCAGUGUUCCCGUCACUAAGAACCAGUGUUCCCGUCACUCAGAACCAGUGUUCCCGUCACUCAGAACCAGUGUCCCUGUCACUUGGAACCAGUGUCCCUGUCACUUGGAACCAGAAUCUCUGUUACACAGAAUUAGUGUCUGUAACAUGCAACCAUUGUCCCUUUCACCUGGAACCAGUGUCCCUGUCACCUGGAACCAGUGUCCCUUUCACUCGGAACCAGUGUCCCUUUCACCUGGAACCAGUGUCCCUGUCACCUGGAACCAGUGUCCCUUUCACUCGGAACCAGUGUCCCUGUCACCCGGAACCAGUGUCCCUGUCACUUGGAACCAGAAUCUCUGUUACACAGAAUUAGUGUCUGUAACAUGCAACCAGUGUCCCUGUCACCUGGAACCAGUGUCCUUGUCAGCUGGAAACAGUCACAUGGAACCAGUGUCGAUAUUCUAGCAGAACACAACUAUAAAUAUACAAGAAAAUAUAAAUGAAAUAAGAAAAGGUAUAAGUAACAUGUUUUGGUGAAAUAUAUGCUCAGAUAUAUAGCAAAAGAACUGUUAUCUACAUGAGCAUUUCUCGUAUAUCAUGUAUAUUAUGUAUAUGAUCCUAUCUUGAUAAGGUUAACACACAAGAGGUGUUGUGGUGAGACAUGGACCAUAUGGCACUGACAGGUGAUGGAAGAUACUUGUAUUGCAGUACUUCUGUCCUUUCAUAAAGAACGCCAUUGCUCUAUCAGUGAACAAGGUUGAACCUGAGAGAAUAGCAAGUUCACUGUUACAUGUAUAAUUUUCCCAAAUGUUAGAUAUGUACUGAUCUUCAUAAGCUAAGGAUCACUAUGUCUACCUGAAGCAUACUUGACCACAUCCCACAGAUGCAGCCUUGUCAAGCCAUUACUGUCUGCUCCCAGUAUACACUGAUGGUAAUCUCAAGGUCGGCAAUAGCUAUUUAUGAUGUAGCACAUGUUUUGAUGUCAGGAAUUUGUCAUUGAAAAUAUUAUCAAUACAACAACAGUUCCUUUUCUAUGCAGUGAAAACCCUAUUGUUAAGUAUUUGUGUGUGCCAAGUCAUAUUUCAGCAAAUUCUGUAAAUUCAUCAAUUCAUGUUUGGGCCUGAACAACGAUGCAAUACUGAUUGAAAUAGGAUCAAUUCGGAUAAUCCCAUGUUGUUGUCUAAGGCUGCAUGACAGAAUGUACACACAACAACCUCUCCUAGACUUCCAUCAGCAAUGACUGUCAGCGUCCACACCAUACAGGUACUAGCAGCAUCCACACCAUACAGGUACUAGCAGCGUCCACACCAUACAGGUACUAGCAGCGUCCAGCAAUGACUGUCAGCGUCCACACCAUACAGGUACUAGCAGCGUCCACACCAUAUAUCAACCACCGUCAGUGUCCACUCCAUCCAGGGACUCUACCACUGGAGUAGUUUCUGCAGUAUUGUGAAAGAUGUUAUCUCUUGUUACCAUGGUUUCCUUCUCCUGACAAGGUGUCUAUCUCUCAGGGCUGUCAUUCACUCACUCACUCACUCACUAACACAGCAGGUCUCAUGCGGCAGUGCUAUGUACAUUCAUUUGUGUAUUUAUUCCAUGAAACUGUUGUACAUUCAGACUGAUCUUUGUAAAUACAUAUGAACUUGUUGAUAUCAGUGAUAAAUGCCAACAAUAAAUACAGGGGGUAA